UUUACGCGGAUGGAGGAGUGACAAUACUUGACAGAAUAAACACAGAACCGUGUGUCUGCGGAAAAGUCCGGGCGGUCUCGGUUCCCAAAUGAACGGCUCGGCACCGGAGGUCGUCGCCUGAAGCUGUCGUUGUUUCUCACUCGGGGGGGGGAAAGAAAUGGAGCACAUCCGGACGCCGAAGGUGGAGCACGUGCGGUUGUUGGAGCGUUUCAGCAACAAAUCCACGAGCGGCACACUGUACCUCACAGCUACUCAUCUCAUCUUCGUGGAGAGCAGCGCUAACAACUCAACCUCGGCCGGACAGGAGAUCUGGGUUUUGCAUCACCAUAUUGCCUCUGUGGAGAAGCUGUCCCUCACCACCACAGGCUGCCCUCUGGUCAUCCAGUGUCGUAACUUCCGAUUGGUGCAUUUCGUGAUACAGAGAGAACGAGACUGCCACGAUGUCUACAGCUCGCUCCUGCGUCUUCUACGGCCUGUAUGCUAUCCGGAGCUCUACGCUUUCUCCUACAACCCAAAACAGAAUGACCAACAGAGAGAAGAGGGAUGGCAGCUCAUCGACCUGAGGGCAGAGUAUGAGAGGAUGGGUGUCCCCUGUGACCAGUGGCAGCUCACCGACGUCAACAGAGACUACAAGGUGUGUGAGACGUAUCCACGAGACCUGUAUGUUCCCAUCGCAGCCAGUAAGCCUAUCAUUGUGGGGAGUUCCAAGUUCAGGAGCAAAGGACGAUUUCCUGUACUCACAUACUUCUACCAGGAGAAAAAGGCAGCAGUGUGUCGAUGCAGCCAGCCUCUCUCUGGCUUCAGUGCUCGAUGCUUAGAGGACGAGAGCCUGCUGCAGGUCAUCAGCAAAGCCAACCACAACAGCCGAUUCGUCUACGUCAUGGAUACCAGGCCGAAGUUGAAUGCGCUCGCUAACCGAGCAGCUGGUAAAGGCUACGAGAACGAGGACAACUACUCCAACAUCCGCUUCCAGUUUGUUGGCAUCGAAAACAUCCAUGUCAUGAGAACCAGUCUGCAGAAACUGAUAGAAGUGAUUGGGAAUCGCUCUCUCUCCAUGAGUGACUACUUGGUUGGCCUGGAAAGUUGCGGCUGGCUGCGGCACAUCAAGGCCAUUGUAGACGCCGCCAUUUUUCUUACCAAGGCGGUGACGGUGGAAGGAGCCAGUAUAUUGGUUCAUUGUUCAGACGGGUGGGACAGAACAGCCCAAGUCUGCUCCUUGGGAGCAUUGCUCAUGGACCCUUACUACCGUACCAUCAAGGGCUUCAUGGUUCUGAUAGAGAAAGACUGGAUCUCCUUUGGUCACAAGUUUGCAGACAGGUGUGAUCAGUUGGAUGGCGAUCCAAAGGAGGUUUCUCCGAUUUUCACUCAGUUCCUUGAAUGUGUCUGGCAGCUAAUGGAACAGGUCCCACAGGCAUUCGAAUUUAGCGAGUGGUUCCUGCUGCAGAUCCAUGAACACGUCCAUUCCUGUCAAUAUGGAAACUUCCUUGGAAACAAUCAGAGGCAGAGGGAGGAGCUGAAGCUCAGAGAGCGGACGCACUCGCUGUGGGCAUUCCUAAUGAGCGAGAAACAGAACUACUUGAAUCCGUUCUACAGCCCUGCAUACUCUGAGCUGCACCCUGUGCUGGAGCCUUCGACCCUGCCUUACCAUUUCAAGUUCUGGAGGAACAUGUACCACCAGUUCGAUCGCUCCAUGCACCCACGUCAGUCUAUCCUCAAAACCAUUCUGACUCUGAGGGAGAACAGUCGCAAAGCCGAGAGCACAAUGCAAGCACUGGAGAGCAGGCUUCAACAGCUCGGCGUGACCCCAGUCGCGACCUCUGAGCCCCCCGUGGCUCCCCCCACCAGAGACCAGCACUCCAACUCCCUCCCUCCGCGUCCAGACUCCCUCAUCCUGGGGGCGCCCAUCAACCACAAAGAGGUGCAGCGGCGGGCCGAGGAGGACGAGCAGCAGGAGGAGGAAGAGGUGGGCGAGGAGGCCACGGAGAGCACCAACACAGAGCGGACUGUUGAGGGCAGCAGUGGCAACGAUAGCAGGAAGCACAGCUACGGGGAGCUGGAAGGGACAUUCAACAGCGAGCUGUCCAAGGAAGAGCCGGCCAUUGUCAGUCUGGAGUUUGGUGUGGCGCGCAUGACCUGCUGAGAGGGAACGGGGGGCUGCUGUGGGAUACUGAGGGACAGGCGUGGCUUGGCGAAAGUGUGUGCAUGUCAAGGUGAAGCUGUUGCUCUGUAUGUGAUUAUGUGCUGAUUAUGCAGGGGUCCUGAAUGGGACGAGUGGAUGAAGUCGUACGUCUUUGUAGUCUAAAUCUCUGCGGAAAGCCUCAUCAUUGUCAUAUAUUGCACCUAUUGGAAAAAAGGCUUCUUUUUUUUUAUUAAUGUUUAAAAGCACUAUGAGGAGGAAAUGAAUAGAGAGGAGAAUAAAUUCAUCUGAAAAAUG
Molecule: messenger RNA, 2434 nt
Organism: Limanda limanda (common dab)
Lineage: Eukaryota; Metazoa; Chordata; Actinopteri; Pleuronectiformes; Pleuronectidae
Gene: mtmr6
Product: myotubularin related protein 6
Exons: 15
Coding region: 158-2140 (660 amino acids)
Biological process (GO): dephosphorylation
Cellular component (GO): nuclear envelope
Molecular function (GO): phosphatidylinositol-3,5-bisphosphate phosphatase activity
Source: RefSeq, a predicted model, not a curated record